Rhopilema esculentum is the source of this 6327-nucleotide messenger RNA. RefSeq names its product protein unc-13 homolog B. Gene Ontology annotation, biological process: chemical synaptic transmission. The record is from RefSeq and is a predicted model, not a curated record. Gene Ontology annotation, molecular function: diacylglycerol binding; syntaxin-1 binding; calmodulin binding. NCBI's taxonomy places the organism in Eukaryota, Metazoa, Cnidaria, Scyphozoa, Rhizostomeae, Rhizostomatidae. Gene Ontology annotation, cellular component: plasma membrane.
AAAGCAGUGUUUGUGUUCAUUUCUUCCUUACGUAAAACUGGGAAAAGGAAAGUCGAGUCAACAAAUUGCUGGGGUCAUGAUUUUCAUUAAAUACAGAUGUCUACCUUGGAAUUAGGAUCUCUUUCUUUCAUUGCGAUGAAAUGCCUCAACUCUACGUUAACGUGAAAAAAGGAAAAGUUGUUUUGGAAGAGGAACGGAAAAGUGGCCAAGCAAUUACUUAUGUGGCAGCAAAUGUGAAAAGCCAAUCAAAUGAAACACGCCUGGUUAAAGGAGCAAAUCCUGCUUGGCAUCAAAACUUUGCGUUUGAUGUCGAGGAUUUGACAGACAGCCUCAAAUUCGAGCUGAAAAUCAAAGGCCUAUUUUGGGACAAAUCACUCGGAUUUACAACAGUUCCUCUAUACCAAAUCAGGCAUUCUGCGAAGAACUCCGAAGGAGCAUGGCUGGAAUUAUUUCAACAAACCCCAUUCGGGUUACAAGCGACAAAGCACCGGUUGCUGGUCGAUGCCCGAUUCAGUUUACCGGACGGGCUUUCUGCAGAAGAGGAAGAACUUUUAGAAGAAAAGCUGCGUUACUGCUAUUCGGUACUGGGUCAGGAGAUCCAGUUGAUCCAAAACCAGUGGAAUCGAAUCAAAAUAGGCGAUCUAGAUUCACCAAUUAGAUGCUCCACUAGCGAUGAAGAAUAUGGCUCCUCCACAAUGUCACCACCAUCCUCCGUAGCACGCACACUGGUCAAAGAAGAAACCAUGGUUGCAAAAACGGAGGAUAUGGUUUCGCAAGAUGUUCCAGACGGUAAAAUAAUUGAUCCGGACUCAGCAUCGGAGCACAGUGAGAAAGAUCGGACCCUCUCUCGUUCAUCCUACGAAGAAGAAAGGAACGAUCUACCAGAGGCGGACCAAACCUCUGUACAGGCACGGAAUAACUGGAUCAAGGCAGUACGAACGAUCAAGGAGGACCAGAAAAUAAGACAAGGGGAGGGACUGGAACCGGCGCAUGAAAAAGAAAGACAAAAGUUCAAGGAAAUUUUAGAGAUACACGACCAAGAAGAGAGUGAGUAUAUGAACAAGGAAGAAACUCACUCAUCGCAUGAGGAAGGCACAAAGUCUGUCUCGCGCUCUUCCUCUCUUGCUCCAUAUGAUGCAGGCGAAGAAAUAGACAGCGUGUCUCCCCUUGAAGACACCCCAAGACUUAGGCGUAAAGGCGGCUUUAAGCUUUCCCCGUCUUCAACUCGCAGGAAAACUUGGCAGAAGAGAAGGGAAUCGAAGUCAUUUUUCGAAGGAAUCGACUCCACGUCUCGGAUUGAAGCUUCACCUCGAAGAAACUCGAUAUUUGGGGUGAGUUUCUUUCUGUUGGUGGAAGAAAGUAGAACUUCGGCCUGGGCACUGAAACGACAGUCCAGAGCCAACUUGACAAACAGAGCUUCUCUGAAUGACGAAGAAUUGAAAUUGCAUGUUUACAAGAAAACACUGCAAGCUUUAAUCUACCCAAUAUCGAGCACAACACCUCAUAAAUUCGAAAAAUUCUCCGCUCAGCAUCCAAUUUUUUGUUAUGAAUGCGAAAGUCUGUUGUGGGGGCUUGCAAGGCAAGGUCUUCGAUGUCGUGAAUGUGGAGUCAAGUGUCACGAAAAAUGCAAAGAUUUACUAAACGCAGAUUGUCUUCAGCGUGCUGUCGAGCGAUCUUCAAAACAUGGAAGCGAUGAAAAGUCGCGUAUGAUUUUAAAUCAUAUCGAGGCCAAAAUGGAAAAGAGGGUCAUGGAGAAAGAAGAUGUUUUUAGCAUGAUCAGGGAAGUGUUUUCAGUCCAAUCUAUGGACCACAUCAAGUACAUGAACGAAGCAAAACAAAACAUUUUGAGCCGAACUUCGGUCUGGAAUGCGAGAAUUUCCAUCACUGUUGUGAGUGCGCAAGGUCUGAUUGCCAAAGAUAAAACAGGUACCAGUGACCCUUAUGUGACGGUACAAGUUGGAAAGAACAAAAAACGAACUGCAACAAUAACAAAGAGCUUGAACCCCGUGUGGGACAAAACGUUCCAAUUCGAAUGUCACAAUUCUUCUGAUCGAAUAAAAGUCAGAGUUUGGGACGAAGAUUACGAUUUAAAGGCGAGAGUUCGCUCCAAGUUCACGCGGGAGCCCGAUGAGUUCCUUGGCCAGACGAUCAUCGAGGUCAGGACAUUGAGCGGUGAAAUGGAUGUUUGGUACAAUCUAGAAAAACGAACCGAUAGGUCAGCGGUGUCUGGUGCAAUAAGGCUUCGAAUUAGCAUUGAAAUCAAAGGAGAAGAGAAACUCGUUCCAUAUCACGCCCAAUACACAUGUUUACAUGAGAAUUUGUUUCACUUCCUCUUUGAGAAUGCUGGAAGAGAAGUCGUUUUGCCGAAAGCGUUUGGGACUGAUGCAUGGAAAGUUUAUUUUGACGAGCCAGGAUUAGAAGUAGUUAACGAAUUCGCCAUCAGAUACGGGAUAGAAACAAUAUACCAGGCGAUGACGCAUUUUUCGGCAUUAUCUGCUCAUUAUAUAAACCCUGGUGUUCCAGCUGUGAUGAGCAAUUUACUGGCCAACAUCAAUGCCUUUUACGCACACACGACAGCUACCUCGGCUGCUUCGGCAUCGGAUCGAUUCGCUGCUACCAAUUUUGGGAAAGAAAAUUUCGUAAAAAUUCUCGACCAUCUACAUAAUUCUUUGAGAAUAGACCUUUGCUCGUACAGGACGAUAUUUCCUGCAUCCAACGCUGUGAAAUUGUCGGAUCUCAAAUCAACCGUGGAUCUAUUGACAAGCAUUACGUUCUUCAGAAUGAAGGUUUUAGAGCAACCUAGCCCACCAAGAGCUGCUCAUGUUGUAACUGAAUGUGUUAAGAAUUGCUUGAAGUCGAAUUAUAAGUUUGUGUACAGCAAUUGUAUGGUAUUGAGCGAUGGUGAUGAAAAUGGGAAUCGCUCUCCGGGUAACGCAGAUGUACCCGCGAGAAACCUGGAUUUCUGGCUUAAGCUUAUACGACUCGUUGUUGCUGUUAUUGAAGAAGACAAAACUAUUUAUAGAAAUAUCCUUAACCAAUUUCCUGCCGAUUUUGAUGUUGGCUACGUCAGUGCCUAUUUUAUGUGGCAGUUCUUUUUGUCUGAUCUGCGGGAAUUCUUGGACGAGCAAAGAAAACAUUCAAUGCUGACAAAUAAAGAUUAUGUUAAUCUGUAUUUUAAGGUUAAAGGUCUUUUCCAAACUCACAUAAAAGACUGCCCUGAGUACGAAGAAGAAACACCCGAAUAUAUGACGCUGUUUGAAUAUUUCAUCAUGCAAUGGCUUACUGAAAAUGAUGAAAUGUCUUUGGAGUAUAUGUAUGGUGCAAUUGACAGAGACAAAAGAGACGGGUUCCAGACGAGCUCGGAGCACUCCGACUUCUCUGUCUCCGUUGUGGAUACUUUUUCCUCCCUAAACCAGAGUUUAGAAAUUCUGAAUAAGCUAGAAUGCCCCGAUCCGGAUAUCGAGGCAAAACUACUGCAUAGAUACGCCCAGACUGUUGAUAAAGUCACCCGGCAGUACACAAAAUGCGUACAAGACAUUUUCGAGACCAUUUGUCAGUUCAAUACUGUGACAAUUAUUUGCACGCUCAUGAACAAUGUACAGCAAGUCAGAGUUCAGAUUCAGAAACUCUUUGAGUCCGCAGGCCCGGAAAAGCUCAAUGAAGAAACAAAAAUUUUAUUUCAAGAUUUACAGAAAAAUCUGAACUUGUGUUUAGACAACCUUAGUUCAACUUAUGCUCAAAGCCUUGCUCCAAAAUUCGAAGAGUGCAUGCGAAAGAUGAGUAAAACAUUGAUUCGAAUUAAGGGCGGUGUUAACAAUGUUUCGAUCAAUGACAAACACCAACUUGAUAAAGAGGUGGAGGAUGUCCUCAACCCACUUAUGCAGUUUAUGGAUGAAGUCUUCCCGAAGUUUGCUGAAUUCUGCGAUAGAACAGUUCUCAAGAGACUUCUAAAGGAACUAUGGAAGCUCGUGCUUGACACCAUUGAGAAGUUCGUUAUACUUCCAAGCUCCGAGCUCACCCGCGAGCAGCCAAACAAUUUGAGUCAGCGACAAUGUUUCAUUAUGGAACGGGCGCUUGAGGUUCUCAAGAACUACUUUUGUCAGAAUGGUGAUGGUCUUCGCAAAACCUACUUGGUGAAGACCCAAGAGCUCAUCUCGAUAAGAAACGCCUUGUCGUUAUGCUCGCAGACAACCGAUGUCCUCAUCAAAACAUUUAUCCAAACACAAGCUCAACAAAGCGAUAAUUCAAACGAGUCUUUUGGAGAGGUUUCUGUUCAAAUUGAUUUGUUCACCUACCCGGCAAAUGGAGAGCACAAAGUCACAGUCAAAAUUGUCGAAGCUAAAGAACUCAAUUGGAUUGCAUCAACCAUGUUCAGGCCUUUUGUUGAAGUAAACAUUACUGGACCACAUUUGAGUGACAAGAAGCGACGCUUUACCACAAGUCGAAAACACAACAAUUACUCGCCGAAGUUCAACGAAACGAUAUCUUUUAAUCUUGGCAACGAAGAAGACCUCUCCUGCUACGAGCUGCAGCUUAGUGUUAAAGAUGCAUCGUUGAUUCGGCGGAACCAAAUGAUAGGCACUACUGUUAUUCAAUUGAAAGAUAUCGUCAACCUAAAGUCAUCUGCCUCGUGGGUUCCACUUGAGGCAGCUGUUAGUAUGGACGACACUGGAUGGGCAAUCCUUCAGAUCCUUUCGCAACGGACGAACGAUGAAUUGGCGCGUGAUUUUGUAAUGCUGAAAUUCGAAAGAAGAGACGAGGGUGCGCAAUGAAGACUGCACCAUUGCUUGUAAAUGACCCCCAACCUAGCAUGUUUAUUUUUACUAGCUCUUGCCUUUUCUGGAUACCAAAUAUGUUUUUACAAAUGGAUCUCUCUGCUGAUAUACUUAAACAAAUUUGCAGAGAUUUUACUAGUUUGUCAAGUAAAAUAUUUCUUGUUUCCAUGGGUAACAUUUAUAUCAGGUUUGAUAAGGAACAACACUCUAUACGCAUGUAUGACGUCACUGAUAUAUUUAGCCUUAUAUCGUACCCUAAUCAACGCUUAUUAAAGGACCAAUGCACACAUUCACCUAUAUGUAAUCCAGUGUUUUCAACCUUUUUCUGUCGCAUUACAUUUUUAUAUUGAAAAAUCUCACGACACGCCACCAACUAAAAAUGCUAGAAAAACUACACUUUGGAACCUAAAGAUGACAAAACGAUAUUUCAAAUUAUUUAUGCUCACUCGCUGUUUACAAUAUAGUCACUAUUACAGUACAGACAAUCGAUGAUGGCAGCUAAUUUGCAGAUAAUAAAGAAUUUCGAUUCCUCGAAUAGGAUUUUUAGGCCAUUUAAGUUAAAUUAGAUAAUUUUCCACGGUACACCUCACAGUUUCUCACGGUACACUAGUGUGAUGUGGCAUAGUCGUUGAAAAUCACUGAUUUUAUCUUCAGUCAUAGCAUAUGUAUUUGGCACUUUCCCAGAAAACCCAUAGUCGGAAAUUUUAUAUUAGUAUUAUUUGCUUUUCGUAACUGAAGCAUCUAUACUUGGCAUCAUUAUUUGUAUAAAAACCAGCUUUAUUUGUAGUUUUAUUAUUUUGUUUAUUUGACUGCUUUUGAAAGGUCAGUUAAUAUCAAUAAAAACAUUUAUCAAUUUCAAUGUAAAAUUAAUCCUCGCCCCAUUAAUAGAACCCCGUGUAUAAAUUCUGAUCGUAUUUGCGAGUAUUGAUUCUUUGCAGGAAGUAGAAUAUUACCCGAACGACAAAUUACAUUGAUUUUCAAAGACCAAACAAAAUAUCUUUGCAGUAUUUAUGGAUAGUUAACGACACAAGAGCAAAUUGCUUUUUAUUACUUAGCCCUGGAUGCGCUCACGAAAUGAUUAAUUUCUUUGUUUGUACUUUAUGUUGAUUAAAUACUAUUUUUAUAUGAAAAGCCCGCGUAAUGUAUUGCAACGCACAGUUUUCCUUGCAUAAGAAACAUCUAACACGUGCCCCUUUUUAUUGGCAAUUAUUUGAAACCCAAGACUGAAAAGGCUAGUUUUAUCCCUGAAGUUGUUUAUGCCAUAUCCUUAAAACAUUUGGUCAUCCCUUAAGAAAACUUUUACAUUUUUCCCCCACGAAAAUAUUGUCACGAAAAUAAAGUUUCUGAAUGAAAAAAUUUCGAAUGUUUGCGAUCUAAUGUUUCUAUUAAGAUGUUAACUGUAUUUUAUUAUUGAUUAUUAUAUAUUUAAGAUAAAAACUUUUUGUAAUAUAAUCGAUUUGUGGGUUGUCUUGGGCUGAUGGGUACAUUUUGAAAGAAACCCUUUCAUAUGUAUCUGUUGCUUAUGGGGCUGUAUGUACUGAAACGUUUUGAA